Molecule: messenger RNA, 616 nt
Organism: Anastrepha ludens (Mexican fruit fly)
Lineage: Eukaryota; Metazoa; Arthropoda; Insecta; Diptera; Tephritidae
Exons: 3
Coding region: 152-535 (127 amino acids)
Source: RefSeq, a predicted model, not a curated record
UAAAAAAUAAACGAUUGCAAUAAUAGAAGCGGACCAUGUUGUUGCUGUUGUUAUUGUUUGUAAAGGAACUUCGCCGACGCUCGCUGCAAUCAGUUGGUUGAAAACUUUGAGCAAGCCGGUUGAAUGUAAAUUGUGUGUGCAAGUUAUAAAAAUGGAAAAUAAUAUUUUGGAAUCUGCAGAAAAGGACGGACUGGAAUCUUUAUUAGACUCUUGGGGAUUCAGCUACAUUUUACAAACAUUAAAAGAUGAAUCUAUAACACUUGAACGGCUAAGAUAUUUGGAAGAGCAGGACUUGACAUACUUAUUCCGGGAACGUAAGUUAGGAGAAAAAGUGGAGUUUCGUUUCAAGCUUCAGCAAUGGAAAAUCGCAAAUGGAUAUUCUGAUGUCAAAGCCUGCGAUACAAUAUCUGUAGACACGACUUUCCUGGAAGACGUGGAAAAUUCACAAUAUUUAAACUGCAGUCAAUCAACAAGCUCUUCUUCUAAAGUUAUUCACGAUCCUAAUGGGUACCGCGGCUCCAUUGUGAGUAUAUAAAUAUGCAAAUAUCUACAGUGAACGUCAAAAGAAAUUGUGCAUCAUAAAAUUGCAAUAUUCACGAAAAAUUACUUAUUCUAA